Messenger RNA from Rubroshorea leprosula, 923 nucleotides. The record is from the annotation of a GenBank genome assembly. NCBI's taxonomy places the organism in Eukaryota, Viridiplantae, Streptophyta, Magnoliopsida, Malvales, Dipterocarpaceae.
CGCGUCUGCUCUUCUUUUCUUCUCCCCUGCAGCCGACAAAGCCCCCAAGCCCGACAGCCCUCCCAUGAAGGAAAAAACCGGAAAGCUUCAGGAUCCGCCUUGCUCUGCUUCUUCACCGCCGGUUGCUCCUGCCUUGUGGGGGGCGAAUUGGCCUGGUUUCUGAUUUCUCGAAUUUCCCCUUGAAUUUUCUGCAAUUGCCGUCGGCUUCCUCACCAGCCAAGCCCGGUUUCUACAGCUGGAAAUUCUGGAAACGAAAUCGAGGACGGGGAAACCACGGGAAGUGACGAGUUAGAAGGCUAGCCAUUUCGAGAUUGAUAUAGAUUUUAGAAAUAAAUCAUGAUCUUGUAAACUAGACUUUAUUGGAGAUUUAUGAUAUUAGAGCAAAUUAUAAAAUUUGAUCUUCAGAUUUUGAUGGUAUCAAAUUGUGGAUUUGAAGAGACUUCAGUACAAAUGCAUUGUGACAAAUUUGAGUUCUUGACAACAUUUAUCAAUUAUAGUUCCAACCCGCGUGCCCUGCUCUUCUUCUCCCCCGACCCUCUGCACUCGACGAGCCCACCUCGUCACCGCCACCCAUUUCCGGUCGGAAAUCCGGCAAAGCUUGGGGAUUUCUCCCUAUUUUCUUGUCUUAGAACACCUAGUAAACCCAGAAAUUCCCCCUCUUUGCUGGAAAUUCCAGAUCUGCGCUGUCUUCUUUCCUUUGUCCGUCGGCCUCUGCUUGUGUGGGUGUGAAUUCUCGGCUUUUCUGGGGAGUGACGAGUUAGAAGGCUAGCCAUCGUGUAAAUUGAAUAUGGAUUUUAGAUAUAAAUGAUGAUCUUGUAUUUGGAGAUUUUAUUGGAGAUUUAUGAUAUCAAAGAGAUUUUAUAAUUUGAUCUUCAGAUUUUGAUGGUAUUAGUUUGUUAUUUGAAUAAGUUUCGAGCCUUGUG